UCGCGACAGGGAGGACUUAACUCUGAGUUUUUUGUUUUUUUUUUUACGACCGACCGUAAAUCAUUUGCUCGUGCACAGUAUCAUCAACAGCAGAAGUGAAGUAAACAGAAGUUGGUGGCAAUUGGCCGGGGACGGGGUGUUCUUGCCCCUUCUAGAUCGUUUGAGGGUCGCUUGGUUUUCUGGUUAAGUACGCAAACAAUACCGAUUGGCACCACGGAAGGAUGGAUGCGUGGAAUGCGAUCAACUUUUCCUCCUCACUAGUUCAUAGUGAUAGUUUCUCUAGCGGAAGCUUUCGACAGAGUCGAAUGUCGAUCGAGAAGCUACCGGAUAAGGUGAUACUGCACAUCUUCUCCUAUCUCAGCCACUUGGAGAUAUGCCGCAUGGCCAUGGUGUGUCGCCGCUGGCGUACGAUCGCCUACAACACGCAGCUGUGGAAGAACGUGUCGCUGCGACCGGAAGUGUCGGGACUGCACGUCGGCUCGCUAGAGUCGCUGCUGCAGCUGAUCUCGGUUCGCUUUGGCCCUUCGCUGCGCUACAUAGAGCUGCCGAUCGAGCUGAUCACGCACACCGUACUGCACGAGCUGUCCUCCAAGUGCCCGAACUUGACCCAUAUGUUGCUGGACUUCUCCACCGCUAUGCAGCUGCAUGAUUUCAGUGAGAUGCAGGCAUUCCCGGCCAAACUGCGCUACAUGUGCAUCUGCCUGUCGGAGGUGAUCUUCAUGGAAGGUUUCAUGCGCAAGAUCUACAACUUCAUCAACGGGCUCGAGGUGCUGCACCUCAUCGGGACGUACGAAAAGUGCGAGGAAGAGGAGGAGGAGAUCUACGAAGUAAUCAACGUGCACAAGCUCAAGUCGGCCACACCGAACCUGCGCGUGAUCAACCUGUACGGUAUCAACUUCAUCGACGAUUCGCACAUCGACGCGUUCAGCUCGAACUGCAUCCAGCUGGAAUGUCUGGCGGUGAACUACUGCAGCAAGGUGACGGGAUCGACGCUGAAGGCGCUGCUGGCGCGUUCGAAGCAACUCAAGUGUCUGCUAAUGAACGGUACCAGCCUCAAGUCCGAGUACGUGAUGGAGGCCGAGUGGGACAAGUGUUCGGUGCAGGAGCUGGACAUCUCCGGAACCGAUCUGUCGACCGAAUGUUUGAUCGAUGUGCUCACGAGAAUACCGACGCUGCGCUUCUUGAGUGCGGGACAGAUCAAUGGGUUCAACGAUUCCGUGCUGAAGGCGUGGAUGGAAGGUGGCAACCCGAAAACGCUGGUUGCCCUUGACCUCGACUCUUCGGACAAUCUGUCCGACGAGGCACUGGCCCGUUUCAUUACGCGCUACGGUGCCCAGCUGCAGGCGUGCGUUCUGUCCGGCAUGACCCACAUUACCGAUCAGCUGUGGAUGACGAUUAUGCCGAUCCUCACCAACAUCCGUAUCAUCGUGAUGGGUACGACGGAACGGCUGAGCGGUAACAUACACGUCGACCAGCUGAUGGACACGAUCGGUUCGCACUGUACCAAGCUGGAACGGUUGGAGCUGCGCUGGGACCCGGAGAAUCUGCGUUUCUCCGACAAGAGCCAGAAAGCGAUCGAUUUGCUUCGCGUCAAGUGCCUUAAGUUGCGCUGCCUCGUGCUGAACGAUGGCCGCUACUAUGAAACGGUUAAAGCCAACUUCGAGCGUGCUGAUCGUACGACGGUUGUUCGCACCACCACCAGCUGCCGCGUAUCGGCUUACCAUGUGCUGAGCAAUUACAAUGAUUUGAUUUUCAACUAAUGACGUUACCAGCUGCUGUGCGGCAAGUUGGCUGCUCCAAUCGCGUGUGCUUCUGUUGAUUGCUGUUGUGUUUUGUAAAAGAAGAUCCCAAAAUAUUAAAGAUUGGUUCGUUCAGCCGGAUACGGGUUAAGUAGAAACAAUUGUUGUUCAAUCUGUACCCAAGAUGUUUCAUGCUGUACUAAAUCCUGCCAUAGCUUCGUUCUUUUCAGAGAAAUAAAUUCAAUGCAUUGUGAAAAGGAAAAAAAAGCUAUUC
Messenger RNA from Anopheles aquasalis, 2013 nucleotides. It is a transcript of the gene FipoQ, whose product is annotated as F-box/LRR-repeat protein FipoQ. Gene Ontology annotation, molecular function: protein binding. Gene Ontology annotation, biological process: positive regulation of protein ubiquitination. Lineage: Eukaryota; Metazoa; Arthropoda; Insecta; Diptera; Culicidae. The record is from RefSeq and is a predicted model, not a curated record.